GUAAGGAAGGAAAGCAGUGGGCAACCGAGAAUCAUAAAGCGAACUAUUUAAAGGCAGAAAGCAUUGAAACACCUCCAAGAUUGUUCAGCUAGUACAGACGACCAAACAAACCAGCAAAUGUGAGUUCCUAGUCAACUGUGUGGCAAUCUUGGUACAAAAGAUUACAGAUUGUGAUGGAAAAUUCAUUAGUAAUGACUGGAGGUGAUGAAAAUGCCAAUAAACGGGAUACGAUCUGUAUUUUUGGCACUGGGGAUUUUGGAAGAUCCUUUGGCAUGAGGCUGCUCAAGUCAGGCUACCCGGUGGUCUAUGGUAGCCGAGACCCAAGGAGCUCUACCCUACUUCCAAGUGGAGCACAAGUGUUUAGUCAUGUGGAGGCCCUGAAUACAUCCAAGAUCAUUUUCCUGGCAGUUCACAGGGAAAACUAUGAUUUCAUUUCAGCCCUGUCUGACCAGCUAGAUGGGAAGGUGCUGGUCGAUGUGAGCAACAACCUCAAAAUGAAUCAAUAUCCUGAAUCCAAUGCACAAUAUCUAUCCCAGUUGGUUCCCAAAGCCAAAGUGGUGAAGGGAUUCAACACAGUUUCAGCCUGGGCUCUGCAGUCGGGUAACUUAGAUGCCAGCAGUCAGGUUUUUGUUUGUGGGGAUGACAAUCAAUCAAAACAGUUGGUGAUGGAUAUUGCCAGGAGCAUAGGCCUCAUUCCUUUAGACCAGGGAUCCCUGCUGGCAGCUGAAGAAAUCGAGAACUACCCACUCCAGCUUUUUCCAAUGUGGAGACUGCCAUUUCGUAUCACAGCGGGCCUCACAGUAUUCUUCUUCAUAUACUGUGUGGUGAUUGAUAUAAUUUAUCCUUAUGCAAAAGAAAAUAAUGAUUAUUCCUAUAAACUUGCAAUUUCUGUUCCUAACCGUAUCUUCCCAAAUGUCUCCCUAAUCCUGCUGAGCUUGGUUUAUCUGCCGGGUGUCAUUGCUGCCUUCAUUCAGCUCCGCAGAGGGACAAAGUACAAGCGAUUCCCUGACUGGCUCGACCGAUGGAUGUUGUGUCGAAAGCAGCUUGGGCUUGUGGCACUUGCCUGUGCCUUCCUUCAUGUACUCUAUACAUUCGUCCUCCCAAUUCGAUACUCAGUUAGAUGGCACUGGAUAACCUCUUUGAUUGAAGAGUCAAAGAAAAAUAAAACUAUGCAGAUGAGCAAAGUACUGUCGUGGCGCCUUGACCUGUAUUUUGCAUUAGGAAUACUGGGGUUUGCUCUCUACAUUUUGCUGGGCAUCACUUCUCUUCCAUCAGUCAGCAAUAAUGUCAACUGGAGAGAGUUCCGCUUUGUGCAGUCCAAGCUAGGCUAUGUAACACUCCUGCUGUGCACAGCACACGCUGCAGUGUACGGCUGGGACAGGUUUCUGCAAUCAAAGCGGUACAGAUGGGGACUUCCACAAGCAUACAUGUUGGGCAUGGUGAUUCCAUGCACUGUGCUGGUUCUGAAGCUGAUUCUCAUAACACCUUGUGUGGACAAAAUGAUCACCAGAAUCCGGCAGGGCUGGGAGAGAGUACCGAAAGAUGAAAAGGUACAAACAUUCGUCAACAAAUCAUCACUUGUAUGAUGUAUAUUUGAAGCCAAGUUCAUUCCUGAUGAAGGGCCUUUACCCGAAACGUCGAUUUUGCUGCUCCUCGGAUGCUGCCUGACCUGCUGUGCUUUUCCAGCAGCACUCUAAUCUAGACUCUGAUUUCCAGCAUCUGCAGUCCUCACUCUUGCACUGAUGUAUAUUUGGGUCCAGUUUUUCUGUAAACCUAAUAAACAUUCAUCAGUUGAACACACAACAGAGUACAAAUGGGCAGAACUCCAUGAUGUUAAUUGAAUCCCUAGCUUGCAUUGAAUUAAAUGAUUUAUUGUCAUGUGUAUUUUAUGGUGAAUAAUACAGUAAAAUACAGUGAAAAGCUUCAACUGUCACCACAAUCAGAUACUAUUUUGAAUAGUUUAAGAAUAAAAAGAUAUAACUGGAAAAGAACCUAUCUUUCAUCUAUCUAGUUAGAUGGUGAAGCAUGAAACCAAACGAUGAAAAUAUUUUGAUUGGUGAGCAGUUUAAUUUUAGAUUGCAACAUUGUAUAUAUUUAUCUGUUACUAGAAACUCAGUGCUUCAGCUGUCUUCUUUUGUACUCUUUGAAAGCCGAUAAAAUUGAAUUAACCCAAGAAGCACUUCUUAAAAGGACAACAAUCUCCCUUGAUAAGUGUUCUCAGUACUUAAAUAAACAUGGGCUAUUCUUUCUCUUAACAAUGUAAUUAACAUACUAUAUGCACAGUUUGCCAACUUUCUCACCCCUUGCCCAAGGAUUUCUGUGCUUUCUCUUGAAGUGGAUAAAGUGCUUCCAGUCAGACUGGCAAUAUGCAUUCAAGCAACAUUUAAAUAAAUAGGACAAGCAAAAACAGCCCCUGUCAGCAUAUUUUCCCUGGCUCUACACUCAUUUGGAAGUUCAUCCAAUGAAGUGAGGAAUUGUUUCUUUCACAGUCUUCUCCAACACAAUAUUUGUUUGCAAUUAGUCUGAGUCUGGAAUUCAGAUACACUGCAAAUGGUGGAAUGAAAGCUCCACUAUUGCUGAAAUGUUAGGAAAGAUCCCACAUGAAAUGAGUUUAGGCAAGUUCAAAUCAGCUUCUUUUUCCUGUACUGAACAGUGUUGCUCUCCAAAAAAAAAUAAUUUUCCUUUAAUUAAAGUUUGCAUGCAGCAAAUUCAAUUGGAACAAAUUAACAUGCCAGAAGUGUGUUUGAUACUUGUUUGACGUUUACGUCUAUGAAAAUAGAACAAGGAUAUGAAAACAAAGUGAUUUUUAAUGAUCUUAAUGAGAGAAUAUAUAAUGUCACAUCAGCAAAAAUCAAAAUUAAAUAAAGCUGCAGUAAUCUGAACAUAAUAUGUCAUUAUUCUAGAACUAUAUACAAAAUCUAUACAUUCAUUACAGGAACAGAAGGAUCUGUUGCUCACAUCCACAACAGGGGCAAGACAUGUUAACUAAAGAUGUUUUAAAAGGAUACAUAUCCUGGACUUUGCAAGUAGAAGGAUAGGGCACAAAAUCAAAAUGAAAUAUGAGAUGAAAUCUUUACACUGUAACUAAUGAGGCCUCUGCUGGAGAAUUUUGUCCCAUUCUAAGUACCAUACACAAGAAAGGAUGUCAAUGCCUUGGAGAGCAGUACAGAGAGGUUACAGCAUGAUAACUAGGGAUAAGAGACUCCUUCACUUCUGUUAAGAAGAAACCGAGAUUGAUUUUCUUGGAGCCUAUGACUAAUGAGGAAACGUAACUGGCAUGGUUAAAGUGAGGUGUAGGCGGAUGAAAUUUUCUAUUAGCAAAGGGAGCUCAAUAAACAGAGAACACAGAUUUCAGACAAUUGGCAAAGGAACUGAGAAAAUAGAACCAAUGAGCUUUCUUAAAGUAGUGUUUUACUGUGAUCUGGAAUGCAAAGCCUGAAAGGGUGUUGGAAGUAGAUUCAGUUGUAAGAUUCAAAGAGAAAUUGAAUAUAAACAAGAAAAGUUUCAAGAAAGAGUGGGUGUGUAGAAGUAAUUUAUAACUCUUUCAUGGUGCUCAUACAUAAGAUCUGAAUGCUCUCCUGUAGUGCUUCAUGAUUAUUGAAUCCAUGAUCAUAUAAAAUUAUAAUAAAGUGUAACA
Messenger RNA from Hemiscyllium ocellatum (epaulette shark), 3637 nucleotides. RefSeq names its product STEAP family member 4 (gene steap4). Gene Ontology annotation, biological process: copper ion import. Bases 174 to 1586 code for a protein of 470 amino acids. Gene Ontology annotation, molecular function: cupric reductase (NADH) activity; ferric-chelate reductase (NADPH) activity. Lineage: Eukaryota; Metazoa; Chordata; Chondrichthyes; Orectolobiformes; Hemiscylliidae. The record is from RefSeq and is a predicted model, not a curated record. Gene Ontology annotation, cellular component: endosome; plasma membrane. The transcript has 5 exons.